Sinocyclocheilus rhinocerous is the source of this 1044-nucleotide messenger RNA. RefSeq names its product GTPase IMAP family member 7-like. Bases 98 to 1039 code for a protein of 313 amino acids. The record is from RefSeq and is a predicted model, not a curated record. The transcript is spliced from 3 exons. Gene Ontology annotation, molecular function: GTP binding. Lineage: Eukaryota; Metazoa; Chordata; Actinopteri; Cypriniformes; Cyprinidae.
CUUCCGGUUUAUUUGCACCCACUGUAAAACAGGACGUUGUGCUUAAUGUGCCUCAGACACAAAUAACACGUAAGUGGCGCAAGAAACAAGAUCAAAAAUGAGUGAAAACGAGUCAUUACUACGAAAUGAUUACACCGGAGUGUCAUUCCAUUCAAAUUUCUUAUUCCAGAUCAAUGACAUAAGGAUUAUUCUGGUGGGGAAGACUGGAACAGGCAAGAGUGCGACAGGAAACACAAUUCUGAGACGGGACGUGUUUGAGUCUGAGGCCUCACCUGUGGGGGUUACAACACAAUGCAGCAGUGGUUUUGUGCAGGAAGGAGGAAGAAGAGUCUAUGUGGUUGAUAUGCCAGGGUUUUGUGGAUCGCUGACUAAAGAAGACAUGAAGACACACUUGGAGACUUGUGUUGAGCUGUCUGUUCCUGGUCCUCAUGCGUUCCUGCUGGUCAUCAAUCUGGAUGCGAGAUUCACAGCGGAGGAGAUGAACACAGUGAAACUGAUUCAGCAGAACUUCGGAGAAGACGCUGUGCACCACACCAUCAUCCUGUUCACCAGAGCAGAUCAACUGAGAGGUCAAUCUUUGCAGCAGUAUAUAGCAAGAUGCCAGCAUCUGAAGAGACUGACAGACAGGUGCGGUGGAAGAUAUCAUGCAUUCAACAAUAACGACAUGAGGAACCGCUCUCAAGUCACCGAGCUUCUGGAGAAGAUUGACAGAAUGACCCAGGAAAAUGGAGGAAGACAUUACACUAACAAGAUGUUUGAAGAAGCUCAAAAGAAGAUUAAGAAAAAAGAGACAAUGAAAAAGCUACAAAAUGCGGCAUUAGCUUUUGGAUCUGCUGUAGGAACGGGAGCAGCAGUAACAGGAGGUGUCAUCCUGGGAAUAACAGAAGUAGCUGUUGCUGGUCCUGUUGUUUUAAUCGGAGCUGGAGCUGCAGCUGGAGUGGGAAUGGGAAUGGCUGUGAAACUGGUCGUGAACAAAGUCCAGCAAAACAAAAAGGACAAAAAUUUGCCUAAAAAUAGCAAAACUCUUUUCAGAACAUAAAUACU